Molecule: messenger RNA, 2871 nt
Organism: Entrophospora sp. SA101
Lineage: Eukaryota; Fungi; Glomeromycota; Glomeromycetes; Entrophosporales; Entrophosporaceae
Source: the annotation of a GenBank genome assembly
AUGAGUUCAGGAGAAUUUAUUGAUUACUAUGAAAUACUUGGCGUGAAUUAUAAUAGUACGGAAAUAGAGAUUAAUAAAGCUUAUCGUAAAAAAGCAAUUACUUAUCAUCCUGAUAAAAAUUUAAAUAAUGUUGAAACUGCAACAAAGACUUUUCACACAAUCACAAAAGCUUACAAUAUAUUAACAGAUCCAAAACAGAAAUUAGAAUAUGAUCUUAAAUUUAAAGCCAGGAUUGCUACAAAGAAAAGAUUUGAAUCAUUAGAUGGUAAAAGAAAAGCAAUGAGAGAAGAAUUGGAAGAGGCGGAAAAGUCAGCUAAACAACAAAAACUUGAUAUAAAAAAAGAACAAGAAGAAAGAAUGAAAAGAUUUUGGGAAAAAGAAGAUCGAUUAAGUAAAAAAAGGGAUGACGAUUUGUCAUCAACCAAUAUUAAAAUUCCAAAUAAUUUAUCAUCUUCUUCUUCAAAUAUCAAUAUUAAAAAACAAACAAUUGAAAAUAAGGAAAAGAUAAUUCAAGAUUUUCAAAAUUAUGAAAAGAAAGUUUUUCGUUCUUCACCUUCAACUCCUGUAUCUGCUUCAAUACCCCUUAAAAAAUCAAAUAAACCAUCUAAAACCUCGAAUUCCGCCUCAUCUUCCUCAUCCACCUCAUCCACCUCAUCCACUACCGCCUCUAUUCCUUUCUCACAAGGUAGACAACCAACAGUGGCUACAAUAUCUUUAGCUCCAACAACUACCACAACUGUGGUCACUACAACUACUACCACUACAACUUCUUUUCCCCCUUUACUAUUAAAUCCUCCACCUUUACCAAAACACCUUGAUCCAAAAGAAUAUCCUUUAGCUGACACUCCAACACCUCCAGUUUUAAAAAGGUUUUGUUUUGAUUUAAAUGGCCAACCUGCUUACAUUCGUGAGCAUGAGGACACUGAAGAACAAUUGUUGAAGGCUUUAUAUAAUAUGCGAGCAUCUGGUCCUACAUCCUCUACAUCAAAAACUGUAAAGACUGCUACUUAUCAUUCUUUUAAUGAUAAUUUUAGUGGAGCUAAACCUUCAGAAAGCGGUGCCCGUAAAAGACCUGCAUCUCCCUUAGAAUUAACAUUAGAACCUCCUAAACAAUCUUCCAAUAAUAAUAGUAUUGAUAGCAAUGAGCUUAGUAAUCAUUUAAGCAAAACCACGCGGGCUUAUAGAUCUUUAUCCCCGCCACAUAAGAAAGUUUGUGCCAAAUCAUCCUCAUCCAUGGUAACAAUUGACUCACGCCAAUCCAUUACCCCCUCCACUUCUUCAAAUUCAAGACAUUAUAAUGCCAUGUCAACAUCUAAUCUUGGUAUGGAUACUCCUUCUACUGCAAGAAGUACCCAAUCUUCUGCACUUCCUUCUCCAUCUCUUUCACCAAACAAUAAUACAAAUCAAUUUGAAACUUUCUUUGCUAACCAUUCUUCUAACACCAAUAUGAAUGAUGAUGAUAAUUUAACAACAAUUAUUGAUGAUACAACAUUCGACGCACUACCGCCUUCAAUGAAAUCUUAUAUGCUUUUUCAAUUAUUAAGGCGUUGUCCUACUAAUACUCUCCAAUAUGUUAGUAGUAUAAUUUUACCUGCAUUAAGAAAAGAUUUUCUUGGUACUUUACCGCUAGAACUAAGUCUACACAUAGUAAGAUACUUGGAUGCAUCAAGUAUGUGUAAAGCAGCUCAAGUUAAUCAACGAUGGAGGAAUGUUGUGGAUGGUGAUGGAUUUACUUGGAAAAAGCGCUUGUUAUCUGAUGGUUUCAAUCUUGAGGAAUCAGAAGAAGCACGAGCUAUUUCAGAAAAUUGGGUAGAUAUUUCAUCUUCUGAAGAAAGGACAAUUGUAGAAAUUGAUGAAGAUGACAAUACUGAGAUUAUGAGAGUUAUCAAUAAUAAUACUAGAAUUAAAAUUGAAGGUUCUUAUACACUCUCUCCUAGUAGUACAGAGGUCCAGCCAUCAUCAUCUAAUAAUACAAAUGGUAACGACAAUGAUAAUAGUGAUAGUCAUAGUAAGGAUGACGACAAUAAUGAUUCUUCACAUACAAAGGAGAUUUCUUCAAUUCAAAAUAAAGGUAAAGGUCGAGCAGACGUUGGAUGGGAUUCAACAGAACUUUAUCAAGACGAACCAAAUCAAGACGAUGAUAAGCCAUAUGAUGGUGAUGAUAGUGAUGUUGAUGCAAUGUCUCAAGAAAGUGGUGAUCAUGUUGACACCUCUGAUGAUAAAUUACCUCUUCCACCUUCAACCAAUCAUCCAUAUAAAGAGAUCUACCGCCGCCAUUAUCUUACACGAAAAAAUUGGUCUUAUGGUCGACAUAAGCACAUAUCAUUCCAAGGUCAUGGUAACAAUGUUGUAACCUGUUUGCAAUUCGACUCUGAAAAAAUUAUUUCAGGCUCAGACGAUCAAUGUAUAAAUGUUUACGAUACAGCUACUGGUAGAAUGAUAAAUAGACUCGAAGGUCAUGAUGGUGUAUGGAGUCUUGAAGAUGGCACUAAUAUUUGGACAUUAGAAGGACAUUCAUCGCUUGUUGGUCUACUUGAUCUUUCUCACGAUUACCUUGUUUCAGCAGCAGCAGAUUCAAGUCUUCGUAUAUGGAAUCCCGAUGAUGGCACCAUGAGUUCAAUCAAAUCACUCAUUCCUCCAAAACUUUCUGCCUCAGGAAUUGCGGGUAACUCUGCAGCGUACGCACAAUUAAGUGACUUUUAUAGCAAACUUCCAAAAGGUCCUCUAUCUCAACAUGCACCACCUGGAUUAUUAGGCCGAUAUUAUUAUAGAUAUUUUAGAACUAGCUCGCCUGCUCCUAUUCUUCAUCUUAUUGUAGGCCUGGGAAUAUUAGAUUAUGCACUUGCAUAUCACCUUCAUUUAAGUAAAUAG